AUGCGCCAACUUACCUAGGUAGGUACUAGGUAUAGUAGGUACUAUGUAUGACCUCAGCAUACGUCAUGGCGUACAUACCUACAUAUCACAGAAUGUACACCAUAAAUACAUCUUCUUCAUUGAUUUAUUAGUACUCAACCUUGAACUCCUUCUACUGCUGUACCGAAUCUCACAAACAGAUCAAAACAACUCCCUACAUCUAAUAUGACUGAUCAAACACCACCAAACUUGAGUCAAAAUGGCCAAGUACAAAAAGCUAUGGACGAGAUAUCCUUAGCACAAGAUAACACUACUACUCAGUCGGAACUCGGGGCUAAUCUGGACCAAAACGACGAGGCGCUUAAGGACAAAGUUGACGGCGCAAUAACAAAAGGGCCCAAGAAGGCCGACGAAACUACUGGUGGCCGAGUCCAGGUUGCUGAAACGGGCGAUUUACAUGAUCUGGCUGCGAAGAGACAGUCUUGAAGAAUGGGGGGCGGGAUAAAAAAAGGGGGGGAACAAGGAAUGAAACCGACAAGCUUUUUCGGGGUCUCGAGUAAUAGAUUUAUGGCACAAGUUCAGCGAGUCAAUUCUCUUAAAUAACAGGUACAUAUUAGUGUAGUAAAAUAAGCCCAACUAUUGAUAUAACAUAGUGUAUAACAGAGACUUAUAUAGAGAGAGAGAAUAGUUGUAAUAAUAACCCUAAACU
This is a messenger RNA of Hypoxylon fragiforme, 688 nucleotides long. RefSeq lists its product as uncharacterized. Bases 205 to 465 code for a protein of 86 amino acids. The transcript has 2 exons. Lineage: Eukaryota; Fungi; Ascomycota; Sordariomycetes; Xylariales; Hypoxylaceae. The record is from RefSeq and is a predicted model, not a curated record.